UUCAUUUACACGGUGUUCACUAGAUUAUAUUUAUAACGAAUUCUACCGAAGAAAACAUUUGAGAUAACGAAGAAAAUACGUGCCUAAAACUGAUCACUUUUCACGUAGGCACAUAAAAAUUCGCAUCCAACAACGACAUGAUUAUCAAUAAUACCUUACAUUCUAAAUAACAAUAGUCUUUUGCUUGCAGUCCCUACAUACAGUAUAACUACUCUGAUACAUCCGAAUGGGAAGAUAUCAAUCUAUUAUAAGAACAUUCCUAAGGUAACUGGCGAAACCGAAAAGCGGUCGUUUAUUUUGGGCACUGUUUGGUGCAGAGAAGAUUGUCCAAAACACAAUUCGAAUGAAGCAUGUCAAGACGCAACAACAUCGAAUACAACGUGUAUUUGGUGUGAAACAGUCAAUAUGUGCAUUACGAGCAAUGAUAAGGGUAUUCAUGAAUUCAAAGUAAAUGGUUGCAAGGUUAAAAGCUCGACUGUCAACGUUGCCAAUGAACCAACAACUCUAGCAACUACUGAAACUGAUUUGAAGCAGACUAGUGGAAGCACUGAAUCAGAUUUGAACAUGACUACAGAUACAACAACUCUAGAAACUAAUGAAACUGAUCUAAGAAAUGAAUUGAAGAAGACUAGUUUAAGUACUGAAUCACAUUUGAACAUGACUACAGAUACAACUGAAGACAUUGGGGAAACAAAAUCACUGCAAUACGUGUACAUCGUUGUACCAUUAGUUAUCUCUUUCCUUAUUGUGUGCACUGGCUGUGGUGUUUGGCUAUGGUUCUACAGAAGGAAGAGAGUUUAUCAAUAGUUCUCACAAACAGCUUCUCAAUUGAUUUCAUCAGGUUGACUUUGUUAUUUUCAUUUUGUAAUUUAUGAAAUACGCUUUCUAUUUUGUUAAUCAUUUCAAUACAUUGAAGAUUGUUUCAUGGAACUGCAUAUCACAUUGAUGAUUGUUUACGUAAUGACUGAUGUCACUUUG
This is a messenger RNA of Schistosoma haematobium, 978 nucleotides long. RefSeq lists its product as uncharacterized. Lineage: Eukaryota; Metazoa; Platyhelminthes; Trematoda; Strigeidida; Schistosomatidae. The record is from RefSeq and is a predicted model, not a curated record. The transcript is spliced from 6 exons. The coding region runs from base 406 to 807 and encodes 133 amino acids.